Messenger RNA from Paraphaeosphaeria sporulosa, 410 nucleotides. RefSeq lists its product as uncharacterized. The record is from RefSeq and is a predicted model, not a curated record. NCBI's taxonomy places the organism in Eukaryota, Fungi, Ascomycota, Dothideomycetes, Pleosporales, Didymosphaeriaceae. The transcript has a single exon. Bases 150 to 314 code for a protein of 54 amino acids.
AUGUGACCGCAUGCAAAGUUUAUGCGAUCGUAAGGUCACUCCGUUGCCUUCUGACCAUACAGCAAUUUUCGCACAACCCUUCACUCUCUGUUGGGUAUGAUAAGAGAGCUCACCAUCUAAGUCAGUACUCUCCUAGCCGAGGCACAUUGAUGAGCACAAUCACCGUGCAACACAUCCAACUAAGACGCCACCUCGUCAGCUCCCCUGUCACCGCACAACUACAUCCAUAUUCGAACACAGCACACCAGACGCGGAGCAGCAUGAUCACACACCACCCGCCACCUCAGGCCCACAACAGACACAGACAAAAGUAAUGAAACCAUGAUUGGCAUACAACACUUCACGCUACAAGAGCCACGACAGAAAAAUGUACCUCCCGGCACAGGAUGUUGACGGGAGCCAGGCCUUUC